This is a messenger RNA of Rhagoletis zephyria (snowberry fruit fly), 564 nucleotides long. RefSeq lists its product as uncharacterized. The record is from RefSeq and is a predicted model, not a curated record. NCBI's taxonomy places the organism in Eukaryota, Metazoa, Arthropoda, Insecta, Diptera, Tephritidae.
AAUGUGUGUUGCUGUCGUCCAGAGGGGCGGUGGAGCGUGCUCAUAUUCGAAAAGUGUGCGCGCGUGUUUAAAUUCGUACAAGGUGAAAGCAAAGAGAAUCAUCAGUUAUACUAUAAAAAUAAUAAACAAUUAUGCGGACAAUUCCGCAAGCUGAAAUGAACAAAAAUUGCGAGAGGUGUUUGAUACUCGUAUUACGUAUGCAUGUGAAAGAUUCCAAGAUAAAUAAAUUUCAUACAAAUGCAGUUUAAUAUUUUGUUAUUCUGUGAAAUUUGUUACAAAACGGAAGCAGCAAAAAUUAACACUGGAAAGCGCGCACGAAAGGAUAACACCGUUGCAAAAUUCGCGCAUUUGGCGCCUGACACGCAAACGACAGCAAAGUUCAAGUUCCUGGAAAUACUAUGCACCAUUGUCCACGACGACGGCGGCGUCGGCGUUGGCGAUGAAGUUGACGUUCGACGACUUUGCUGGCUUCGUCAUCGCUGGCCCGACGAGUGCGUCAUGCAAGUAACGUUCACUUCAGUUUCUGACCUUUCGGCACAAAUACCAUAGCUUCGCUAUAAAAAG